Messenger RNA from Cricetulus griseus (Chinese hamster), 1872 nucleotides. Lineage: Eukaryota; Metazoa; Chordata; Mammalia; Rodentia; Cricetidae. The record is from RefSeq and is a predicted model, not a curated record.
AUGUGGGUGGCCAUGGGCAUGCUCUGGCUCCUUGUUCUUGGGGGACCUCACCAGGCCUGGAGCUUCUGUCCCUCUCAAUGCAGCUGCAGCCUGCACAUCCUGAGUGACGGCAGCAAGGCCAGGACAGUGGUGUGCAGCGACCCUGACUUGACCCUGCCCCCACCUUCGAUUCCUCCGGACACCUGCAGGUUGCGCCUGGAGCGAACCGCCAUCCGCAGGGUGCCUGGAGAGGCAUUCCGGCCUCUCAGCCGCCUGGAACAGCUGUGGCUGCCCUACAAUGCUCUCAGUGAGCUCAGUGCCCUCAUGCUCCGGGGCCUGCGCCGCCUAAGAGAGCUGCGUCUGCCGGGGAACCGCCUGGCUGCUUUCCCCUGGGCUGCACUCAAGGAUGCUCCACAGCUGCAGCUGCUGGACCUGCAGGCCAAUCGCCUGGCGACCUUGCCACCUGAGGCUGCACACUUUCUGGAGAACCUUACUUUCCUGGACCUCUCCAGCAACCAGCUGAUGAGGCUUCCUCUGGAGUUGCUGGACACCUGGGCUCACCUGAAGACCGGAUCCUUUCUUUCCAGCUACCGUGCCAGGCUAGUCCUAGGGCUUCAGGACAACCCCUGGGUAUGUGACUGUCGACUCUAUGACCUGGUCCAUCUUCUAGAUGGCUGGGCUUCAAAUUUGGUUUUCAUCGAGCCUAAACUGAGGUGUGCCAGCCCACGAAGUCUGGCUGGAGUGGACUUCAGUCAGCUGGAGUUGAGAAAGUGUCAGAGCCCAGAGCUCCGUCCAGGGGUGACCAGCAUCAUAUCCCCUUUGGGUAGUACCGUAUUGCUGCGUUGUGGAGCAACUGGGAUCCCAGGUCCUGAGAUGAGCUGGAGGAGAGCCAAUGGACGUCCACUCAAUGGCACAGUGCACCAGGAAGUCUCCAAUGAUGGCUCAAGUUGGACUUUGCUGGAUCUGCCUGUUGUGUCUCUCUUUGAUUCUGGAGACUACAUCUGCCAGGCCAAGAACUUCCUAGGGGCUUCUGAGACCUUGAUCUCCUUGAUUGUCACUGAGCCCCAGACUUCUACUGGAUUUAAUGGGAUUCAGGGGGCCCUGUGGGCAAGGACAGGGGAGGGGGCAGAAGCCGCUGCUUACAACAACAAGCUGGUGGCCAGGCAUGUUCCUCGUAUUCUGGAGCCUUUAGCCCCGGCUACCAAGCCCUCGGUGCCCCGCCUAAAGGAGGAGCUGGAGCUCCAGCACUUUCAGAUGGACGUCCCAGGAGAGUUCUCCAGAGAGCAAGCAGAGCACAAGGAAGCCCAAAUGGUCAGGUCUCUCAAGGUGUUGGGAGAUACUUACCACAGUGUGUCUCUGGUGUGGAAGGCCCCUGAAGCUGGGAACACAACUGCGUUUAGUGUCCUUUAUGCAGUCUUUGGGCAGCGUGACAUGCGGAGGAUGACUGUGGAGCCUGGGAAGACUAGUGUCACCAUCGAGGGGCUUGCUCCAAAGACCAAGUAUGUGGCAUGUGUCUGUGUGAGGGGGCUGGUGCCUACGAAGGAACAGUGUGUCAUCUUCUCUACUGAUGAGGUGGUAGAUGCAGAGGGCACCCAGCGCCUCAUCAACAUGGUGGUGAUCAGCGUGGCAGCCAUCAUCGCGCUGCCUCCCACCCUGCUGGUCUGCUGCGGGGCCCUCAGAAGACGCUGCCACAAGUGCCGCACUGGGAGCUCUGCAGAGGCUUCUGGUGCCUAUGUUAAUUUGGAAAGACUGGGCCACAGUGAGGAUGGCUCAGAGGAGCUGUCCAGGGGCAGCCUCAGUGAGGCAGAUAGGCUUCUCUCAGCGCGCUCCAGCAUGGACUCCCAGGUCUUGGGAGUCAGGGGUGGCAGACGCAUCAAUGAAUACUUCUGCUGA